CCACAGAAUAAAAGGAGGCUAAACUCUUCUCGGGACAUAAGACAAAAGAAAUUUCCCAAUUUCGUCCGUCAGCAUAUUCAGAUUUUUCUGCUCCCUACUCUAACAACACUCCAUUUCCAAUCAGGGCUUACUGACAGUAAACCUUUCCUGGCGAAUAACGUUUUAACAGCAGGAUGCUCUACAAGCAGAGUGCAGAUGGGCAUGUUUCCAAAUCUCAUAUAUAUUAACAAAUGAAGCGAUGGGUCCUGGUAUCGUUCGGACACUUUGAGGUUUCGAUGGCUGGGUAGUGAGAUUGCUGUGUCUGUGACAAGUAGCGUCUUCGAGUUUAUUCGAGCAGCCUUAAUUAGAUGCAAAGGAUUUUGUGUGGACCAGCAGCCUUUAAUCAUGCCUCGGCAAUUGUCAUUGUCAUGCCAGCGGUGAGCAAGGGAUCACAUUUCGUCAAUGCUCGUGAGAGAGAAACUCGUCUUCGGCAUAAACAUGAGAAGAUACGCGUGCACUUUAUCAGCGCUUCGGAGGAUUUGCACUCCCAAUUCUACUCCCUGCAAAAACAAGGGCUGGAUUUCAGGUACCGGGAAUCUGCUUCUGUCGUCAGAUCUGCGGCCAACACAAUGUUCUUCGUUUUGAUGCUCAGCAUCUUCAAAGGAAUCUAUGGGAACAUGGGAGGACUGGGUGCUUAACCGACCGAGAAACAGAACGCAGAAAGAGAUACGACUGAAGGAACUCACUAGAAGCGCCCUUCUCGCUAUUCUGCUAAACUAGAGGGAAGACUAUAGGACGUGUAGACUUGGAUGUACAGUAUUGGAAGGCUGAUUGCUCAAAUGGCGCAAUCGCUUGAACACGUACGUGGUCAUUCACUCCACAGUGCGUAAAGACGUCAUAUAUUAGCAGAUAGUCAGUCAAAGUUCUUGCUCGAGCAUCCAUCCACCAAUGCAUCCAUCCCUCCAGCUAUCACACGUCAUUCAUCCACAGCUUCAGAACCUCAUCUCCCUCGAGGUACUACAAUGAACUUUGGAAUCGACAGGCACAUUAUGUAAGUGUUUGGAUCACAAAAUGUUUGUGCAUCUUUGCACUCGUCGCUCCUGAGCUGCAAAGGGAAACACUUUUGCUGAUGAAAGUCGUAAGAGAAGGACUUAGACAUUGAGCCUCAAGACAUUUACUUUUGUGUAAGUGGAGAGUAAGUGGUUGCAAGAAACAAGUUGCUGCAUACAAAAAAAUCUGGAUUUGAAAAAACGAACACUCUUAUCGAGGUGAUUGCAUUGGCUACUGUUACAGUGAACAUAUUUCUCAUGGAAAAAUGUGCUCUGCUCCGCCAAGUAUGAUGAUGAUGA
Marchantia polymorpha subsp. ruderalis is the source of this 1328-nucleotide messenger RNA. NCBI's taxonomy places the organism in Eukaryota, Viridiplantae, Streptophyta, Marchantiopsida, Marchantiales, Marchantiaceae. The record is from the annotation of a GenBank genome assembly.